UGAAAUAGGAAAAAGUUUUAAUUAAAUGUUUCCGAGGCUUGGAUCGACCUCUAUGUCAUGAUCGAUUGUAGAAUAAUCUUACCCUUUUAUAACCCGGUAGUGCCUGUAGUGAGAAAGUCAACAUGCCCUAGAUUCGGACAGGGGGGUUUUACCAGUUUUCAGACUGAUUUGUGUCCAGUGUGUUCAAAGAUCGGGGGGCCGUUUUAAUCGGUUGUCUUUAUUUUAGAGCAGGGGACGAGUGAGCGAAAGGGAAAGCGUCUCGGCUCGAAGGAAAAUAACAAAACACAUAAUUUAAUAUGAAGGAGGAAUGGAAGGAAUUUCAGUCCAAGACGAGUGCGGGAAAUGCGGGGAGGUGCACACAGGCCCCUGUGGCCCCCGCACCCCUGAGCACACAGAGGUGCUGGCUGAGAAGCCGCCACAGCUGAGGCGGAAACGUGCUCGCAGUACUCCGAACGUCUUCGAGUGCGAAACGUGCAAAAAGUCAUUCAACUCAAAAGCCAAACUCAUCCAGCAUCGGUAUGUUCACACCGGAGAGAAGCCUUUUGUCUGUGCCACAUGUGGAAAGGGUUUCUCGAGCAAAUUCCGCCUUGUCCGACAUGUCCUCAUUCACUCGGAUUCACCAAAAUAUGCCUGCUCGAUAUGUGCCAAGAACUUCCACAGAAAGGACCACUUGAAAACACACGCCAAAACCCAUGGACGUCAAACACGACUAGACUGUGCCGACUGUGGUAAAUCAUACACGAGUUCGGCAAGUUUCAGGCGCCACCGAGCUUUCCACUCGGCGCAAGGUGGACAUCUCAAGUGUGAGCUUUGCAGAUAUGAGGCGCAAGACAAAGACUCGAUCCUGCACCAUCUCAAGGCUCGCCAUUCUGGCUCGAGGGGUUCACGUGCACAGGAACGAAAACACACUUGCCCCGCCUGCGGCCGUUCCUUUUUCAUGAAGAAAGAAAUGUGGCGUCACACCGUAGUGCACACAGGCAGAAGGGAUUUCCUUUGUCAAUUCUGCCCUCAAGCUUACAGGCGUCACGACCAUCUACUCCGUCACAUCAGAAAGAGGCACAGUGAAGCAGAAAGGCCCGCACGACAAUCCCCCGUGCCAGAAGAGACACCACCUAAAACGGGAUUACUACCAAAUUUCAAAGAUGCUUUUCAGUCCUAAUUAAUAUUAUUCAGUCUUAUCAAGGAAAGUUAGAUGGAACAUUUCUUAAAUAUCUACCAAUUUACAUUUCCUAAUUAAGAAUGUUCCAUAGAUACAACUAAUAUGUUGUUUGAAAAUAAGCUUUUUACCAUAUUUUUUCUUUUCAGUCAAUUUUAAUUUAAAUAGUUUACAACUUUAAUUUGUAAAUCGCUUAUUUUAAUAUUUUGUUUUUUUACACAAUUUCUGGUCAGUGAUUUUCAUGUAUUACACCUUACUAAAGAUCUUUGCCUCACAGGAAUGAUGAAUUUUUCAGAAAUGCAUUGAAUACGUAUGCAAGUUUUGAUUGCGUAUCUUAAUAAAACCUUUAUGACCUUCAAUAAUAACCAUCUAUUGAGUUGUUAUUACUUUAUAAAAUAUGCUAUUAACUGCCAAUUUCAAGUAGAACUGAGAAAAACCAGCAAGGUUAGGAAUAUCCAGCAAUAAUUAAAUAGAUGACAAUUAUACACUUGUCUUCUUUUGUAAUCCAGUACAUCUUCAUUGGCAUAGAAAGUCAGACAAAAAAACACGUAUUAGAAAGUAAUUUUUAAAAAUGGACGCUGUCUAUAAAUCCAUUGUUUUAUCCUAAUCGGUGUUCCUUAUUUACUCUAAAUUGUUUUUCAUUUGGUUUUUCCUUCUCAAAAACUAGUCCCAUUAUAAAUAAUAUAAUGAUAAAAAAAUUAGUUACAUGACAUUUUUACAAUCGCAGUACUUAAAUUUUGUGUAAGUGUAACAUAUAUAAAUCUGCAUUCCAACCGAUUAUCUACCUCAAGUUGUAACUUUUAUAUUAUACAUAAUAACAGAUAAGAUUUUAUUGUUUACAUAUAUGUUGUGGAGUUAUAAGUGGUAUAUGAACAAUUUUAUUUCCAUAGAUUACCAUUUGUCAGAUUUUUUGUUUUAAUUAUGUUUUAAUUUUUAAUUGUAAUAUCCUGAGAGAAAAAUUAGGAGUUACCAUUUUAUUACCUCCUAUAUUAUUCAAUUAUAAUUACUGUUAAGAACUAUCUGUGAUAAUACAUACAUACGUAUAGAAAUAAUAUAUAUUAUAGAUAUAAGGUGUGUAUUGAAAAACUAAUAAAUUAUAAAGUUGGAGGAUUCAAAUUAUGUAUGUAUCUAUACAUAUAUAUUUAUAUAUAUAUAUAUAUAUUAAAUUUAUAUAAGAAUUAAGCUUUAUUUUUUGUUAUAAAACCUAUAUAAACAAAGAUAAAUGUAUAUUACAUAGCCUGUAAUAACUAGGAAUAAGAAUAUAAAGAAAUCAGUACCUGUAUUGUUUUUCUGCUGUACGUAUAUAAUUACAAAAAAGAAAAGUAAAAUACAUAUUUUGGUA
Molecule: messenger RNA, 2498 nt
Organism: Cimex lectularius (bed bug)
Lineage: Eukaryota; Metazoa; Arthropoda; Insecta; Hemiptera; Cimicidae
Product: zinc finger protein PLAG1-like
Exons: 3
Coding region: 308-1159 (283 amino acids)
Biological process (GO): cell fate commitment; regulation of transcription by RNA polymerase II
Cellular component (GO): nucleus; cytoplasm
Molecular function (GO): DNA-binding transcription factor activity; histone deacetylase binding; RNA polymerase II cis-regulatory region sequence-specific DNA binding
Source: RefSeq, a predicted model, not a curated record